This is a messenger RNA of Aureobasidium pullulans EXF-150, 2217 nucleotides long. RefSeq lists its product as uncharacterized. The record is from RefSeq and is a predicted model, not a curated record. Bases 1 to 2217 code for a protein of 738 amino acids. The transcript has 5 exons. Gene Ontology annotation, molecular function: RNA binding. Lineage: Eukaryota; Fungi; Ascomycota; Dothideomycetes; Dothideales; Saccotheciaceae.
AUGUCCUUCAACCCAGCAGAAGUGUUCAAUAUCUUUGAGCUACAACUAGCUUUGAAUGCAUUUGAGAGGGAGAGACCCGCAAACGUCGAUGUUCACGAUCCAGUUCCAUCAGCGCUGUUUGCCUGGCUUUACAAGCCGAGAAGAUUUGGUUCGGUUGGAAUGAGUCAAGCUACUGAGAGAGAAUUCGUCAGAGUCUUACGUAUGAGACAUCCCAGAAUCGUUCAGACGAACGAUCAGCAGCAACCACCUCGGCAACAACCGCUACCUCAGCAACAACCAUUACCUCAGCAGCAUCCACUACCUCAGCAGCAUCCAAUACCUCAGCAACAACCACUAUCUCAGCAGCAUCCACUACCCCAGCAGCAACUACCGCCAUUACAGCAAGUACCAACACCAGAGCAACUACAGCAACUACAGCAACUACAGCAAUCACAGCGACUACAGCAAUCACAGCGACCACAGCAACUACCACCACUACAGCAAUCACCACCUCAGCAGCAACCACAGGGAGACUACGACAUGAGCGACAUUAUUGAGCAGCCUGUCAACACAGCACCAGCUCCACCGAAUGUUUCCAUCACAGCUGCAGCACUCAGAGGCCUAAAUCACAUCCAACAAAAGGCGUAUAUACGCAACACUAUCAAUGCCCGUGCCAACCUAAAGCUUUCUAGAGGAGAAGCCGAUAUCAUUAUCAAGAUGCUUCUCAUGAGGCGUCACGCAGACCUCGUCGAACUGGUCACGGACGAGAGGGCUCUAAAAUCUGAGCUCGAGAUUACCAAACUCAUAUUUGUAUCGCGGUUGGAUCACCUAAUCGAUAACAACAACAACAACACGUCUUCUGCCAUUGAAACCCGACGUUCAUCAAAGAUUGGUGCAAUCGAAGUUGUCACCAACACCAAUAAUCCAACAUCACUAUCCAAUAUGUCUUCCAAAGACAACACCAGCACUGGAAACCCACUCGUCGACGAGCUCGCCCUUUACACUGAAUUGCCCAAAUCACCUCCUCUGCAUCCAAUGACUCCUCAAGACCGCGAUGUCCUGGAGAGAAUCGAGGAACCCACGGAUGAUACGCGUCUGGUUGACGAAGAAACUGAAUUUGACGACAAGAACGAGCUGGGUAUGCUUGCUGCAGGGAUUACACAGCAUGAGGACGUGAUGGCCCACAACAGUUCCGAAGCAGACAUUGAAACGCCCAUUGCAGGAUCGAGCAUCGCCAAAGAUGAUACUGCCGAUGUGCCGUCCGCCGACAGCAACAAGCGCGUAUCCUCAUCCGGCGACAGGGAGACCCCUGGAUGGGUUGAGCUUGAUCCUGCCUAUUACCAUGAUUUGCACAGGUCUCAGCCUGCUAUGUCGAGGGAAGAAUUGGGCAGAUUCUUGGAUAUGAGACCGCAGGAUUCGCCCGAUGACACGCUGGGCAAAUAUAGUGCUCUUGAGAGCGAAUCCUCCGGUCUGCUAGGUCAGCAUUCGGAGAAGCUCGUGCAAGGCAACGGUAAAGAGAAAGUUGGUUCGACCGAGGACUGGGAGGACGAACCUACAUCCGAGCCAGCUGAAAAGGGUAAGCGAUACGGAUCGAUGUUCAACAGACCGAGCCGACCCACCAGUCACACAAGUCACGACGGCUGCACAGAGACGACUACCACCGAGACGAAAGACGCUCUGGAGAAGCAGCGCAUCUCCCCGAAACAGAUCAAGAGCGUCCCCAACGAAAGACACAAGCCGCCGCCUUCAACCGUCGCCGAAGAACUCAGACUCAUAUCGUUCAUGCAAAAGCGCAUGGCACACUGGAAGGAGAAGCUCGCCACAAAGGGAGAGUCAACCGAAAACAAUGCAAAAGAGGCAGCCAGCGAUAUCAUGGGCUUCAACGCAAGCAUGCUCGACCGCGAAGACUAUGACCAGAUGAUCGCAGAACGCAACACCGAAAGGUCCACUCAUAAUGGGGAAGCUGAAGAGAAGCUCAGUCACCACGAGCAGACCACAGCCAUCACUGCACUGCUCUACGGACUCUCAGUAUUCAAGGCCGCCACACCCGUGCAACAGCAUGACAUGAUUAGCCGUCUCAUGCAUGAGAGGGUGCGCCGUCUUCAGCCUGCUCUAGCUUUCGAGAUGAUUGCAUUACUGCUCGAGCUUGAUACUCCCAAGCUGCUUACUUUGAGUGUCGAUAAUGAUGCUUUCCAUGAAAAGGUCACAAAGAUCGCUCGUGCUUGGGUAUUGAGAUGA